AUAAAUCAAAAAGAAUCACGCGAAGGUACAAACGAAGAAAACGCUGUGAAAUGACAAAAAAUCCUUUAUUUUUGGAUUCUAAGAUGUGGCAAAGCUGGUUUUCCUCGUAAUUAUAAACACUAACCUUUUCAGCCAUGAAUUUCAUAAGGGAUUUUAAAAUUAAUAAAUUUAGCUGAAAAAUAAAAUAAAAGUAAAAUGUGAACUUAUCUUCAAUCCGCACAUACUUCAUUUAUACCGAUCGGAAUCGUGCCUAUAUAGAACUUGUCCGUUGUGGCCGGGUGUAUUUUACCCGUGGACAUUGCUGAACACUGAAUCAAUGUUAUGUCAAUACUAGUAUGUUACAUUAAAUAAUUGGCUAAUAAUACGUAUUACUUAAAAUAAUUAAACAUUUAUUUAUUAAAAAGUCAACAAUACAAUCAAACAAAAAAAAAAACAAAACUAUUUAUUCUGAGAUCAAUCAAUUUUAAAAUCGCUCGGGUAUCAGAUACCCGGCAACAAUGACGCCGGGUUAAUCUGGUGCAUUUGCUCUAUCUAACCAUAUCACUUUUAAUCCUGAAAUCGUAGGACGGUAUACCAAAGCCCGGCCAUAUAAUUUAAUAUAUAAAGGGGCUAUGUUUCAAAAAGAAAUUUGUUUUGUAAUAAAUAGUGAUAAGUUACAUAUUAUUUUUCGUAUAAUGUUUUUUUGCAUUGGCGGCCUUCGGCGAUGCUUCAAAGAAUUAACCUUGGUCAGUCCAACACCAGGGUGUUUAUAGUUCUUUUGUGUCAAAUUAUUUUGCACGAUCCGCCGCGCUUCAAACAAAAAACACGGGGCGUUCAAAGUUUUCUUGUGUCCAAACUCUUUCUGCAUUGGCGGCCUUCGGGCACGCUUCAAAAAAAAUUACCCGGGUCGGUUCAACAAUGGGGUCAGGUUAGAUUAGAUUAUUACAUGAGGAUUGCACCGCGACCUCAGGUCUACCCGGGGUGUUCAGAGUGGCCGUGCUUCAAAAAACAACCCUGGUCGGUCCAACCAUAAUUAAUAUUUGUCCUGUUAGAUUGGCCUGUUUGAGGAGUGAAGUGAGCAAUUGGCGGCGGCCCAAAAUACCAUUUAAUUUUAUGUGAUUCUAAUAUUGGAGCUACGGUUGAAUUUUUCUUGAUUGGCAUUUUUAAAUCUUGGUCAAAUCUUCUACAAGCUCCGAUAAAAUUUGUUCCAUUGGCCGAGUAUAUAUGCUGGCUUUUACCUCUUUUCAAAGCAGCUAGAAACGCUUCGGAUGUUAAAUCACUUACUGCUUAUAAAUGAAUAGCUUUUGCAAGUACUCCUUUGGAUGCUACAUCAGAUGGAUUGCCUUUUGUUCCAACGUGUUGCCAUAUCGCAGUGGGAUUUAUGGUAGUGUGUCUGGAAGGCUCUACGUAACUAAAAAACUGAAUGCCAGCAAAAAAUAAUCAAAAUUUUCAGCUAUGAACACAACAUCAAAGACAGCAAUCAAACUAAAUACUAAUGAAGCCCAAACGUUAGAGUCGUUCGAAAUAAUAUCACCAUCUGUUGAGACAUCUUCUAGUACAGUAACAAUUGAGUCCAUUACGGCACAUAUUUCUUCCAAAUCCUCAUCGCCAUUCAAUGCUUUAGGAUUUAAGGAUUCUUCAAGACUAUCACCGUUAGCUGAAGCAACCGUUACUAAUUACGCUGGUGAUUUAAAAACAAAAAGUUUAUUAAAGUCUCCAACAUCAUCCGGAACUAGAUCACCAAUUGAUCUUCCAUUUUUAAAUGAUACAUAUCACCAAAAUAAGCAACAGAUUCAACAAAGAGACAUUGUUUUAAAUAACCGUUUUGAGAACAUGCUAUCAUCAUCGAGCAAUAACAAUCAGCAGACACCUCCAACUACUACUACAGGAGGAGUGCUACUUGCCAGCAAUGCAUCAUCACCCACUAACAGUAUUAAAAAUAUUAAAUGUGAACCCUUUUCAACACUGUCGCCGCUUAAUGACAACGUUAAUGGUAAGAAUAUGUUAGACGAAACGCAUAAUAACAACAACUUAAAUGGGGCUAGUGCUGUUGCAAUAGAUACUGUUAAGCGCGAUAGAGACUGUCCUACGGCAUCGACUACCACAUCUACACCAAUUAUGCGUCAAAAUUCCAAUAGUACCAUUAAGUCGUGUCCUAACACAGUGAAUGCUUCCUCACCAAACAAUGGUAGUGAUCAUUCGAAUAGUAGUAGUAACAUUUCAUCAAAUCUGUCACAAGGUAAAGAAAGUAAUGCAGAUAUUCUUCAUGAUCUUAACAAGCCAGAGAAAUGUGAAAAUAAAAAGAAGUCAAACAUGAAUAAUUUAGCUACUGUGAAAGAAGAUGACACUGGUGUAAAGUCUUCUGCGGAAAAAAAUGUUCUCACGGGAUCUUCAACGAAAAAUGUUUUGUGCACAACAACGGCAAUAAGCUCAUUAUCUUCUGCAAAAGAAGAAACAAUUGGUAUGAAUAAUUUAAUGAACGUAAAGAAAGAAGAGGGAAUUGUUUCACCAGACAUAUCUCCGGCUGGUUUUGGUUCGAUUGCUAACUUGUCUGGUAGUAACACAGUGGAUGUCAGAUCCUGCACACCAGUGAAACAAGAAGAUGUAGCCAACACGAAGACGGUUACUAAUUGUAACAAUAACAUCACGAAUUCUAAUAACCACGAAAAAAUAGUUUCAAUAUUGGGUUCUAUGAAUAAUGGAUCCAGCGGAUGUGCAGAAGAUUCACUUUCUGUAUCUGAUACUACAACCUCCCUUGUUAACACAUCGACCGACUCUUGCGUUGGCGGGUCACACCAUUCGUCAGGAAAUGUAAUAAAUAGUAACCAUAUUAAUAGUGGAUCAAUUUCAAAUUGUAUGGAGUAUAUGCAACAACAAAAUCAUAUAUUUGUGUUUUCAACCCAGUUGGCAAAUAAAGGUGCUGAAUCAGUUUUGAGUGGUCAGUUUCCAACAAUAAUAGCAUACCAUUGCACACAACCAGCAACAAAGGAUUUUCUUGAAGACUUCUUUAUAAAAAAUCCCAUGAAAAUAUCUAAAUUGCAGCGCCAAAAUUUGUGUAACAUAUCAGUAGGUUCCGGUCAACAAUGGGUUGGAGGAUGCAAUGCACUACCAAAACUGACUCAAAAACCCAAUGUCAAUAAAAUAAGUUUUUCGGCUAUGGCCGGCAAUUUGGAAAGCAAACUGUCUCUUCGACAGUCCAAUAUUCCUAAUUUUAAUGAAGUCUCGGAAAAUUUAAAUAGUAAUGAAAACGAAUUAAUGUGUUGGGAGCAGGGGAGAAAUAAUAUGGAAGGAACAUCUAACGACGGUCAUUCAGCUUUAAAAAUGACAAAUGGCGUCGAUGGAGUCGUAGAUGGCGGUCCCCAUCCUGUUAAUAAAUCCCUUGCUGCCACCGAAGGGGCGAGUGUGAAUAACGAUAAUAGUACGCCUUCACUACAAGGAAUUAAAGUACCCGAUGAAAAUUUAACACCACAACAACGUCAGCAUCGCGAAGAACAAUUAGCCAAACUAAAGCAAAUAGAUAAAUUUUUGUCUAACCCUCUUCAAGGAGCAGGUCAACUGGGAAAAUUGAACUCAGAGGGUGUACCAGCUAAUCUUGCCGGCCUAAUGCUCAAUUUACCUAAUACAGGCUCGGUUGGUAUUGGACCACAAAUAACUAACCAACUCAAUCCUAACGUCCGACAUAUGCCAUCAAAUGUAAUGAAUGCAAACAAUCACAAUAUAUGCAAUCCCGAAAAUAUGCCAGCAGCAUUGGGUGAUGGGAACAUUGCUCCACCAGACAUUCUCAGUACCCAUGAGAUAAAUAAUUUGACAAAUAAAUCAGUGCACAUGAACAAUCAAUCGAGUAUGCAAUGUGGACGUAAUGGAAUUGUUGGUAUCGUCCCUCCUACUGUUAGUGUAAGCACUAUGACCAGAAGUUCAUUACCUUGUCACACUGGAGGAAAUAAUACGGGAAAUUGUCUGGUAAAUAGUAACAUCGCUGGUGCUGGUGGACUUAUGCCGAAUUCACCUGAAAUUAUAAAUAAUUUUAUUGGAGAAGGCAAUUUAAAUAGCAAUUCUGUCAAAAUAAUUGGUCCAAUUGGAUUGGGUUCUCAGGAAAUGGCUCAGGCCGGUAUGGCACAGAUGGAGUGGUCCAAAUUACAACAUCAAUUUUUUGAGGAACGUAUUAAAGGUAACAAGGGUCAGGGACAAAACGAUGUCGGAUGUAUGCCAACAUCACUUUGUCGUUCAAAUUCUGCAAGCAUGAGACCAAAUAUAAGCGGAUCAGGUGCACAAACUGUAACUGCAACUAGCUGUCAAAGCAUUCGUUCAACACAGGGCCCACCCCCACCAUAUCAUCCUACACAGCGUUCGGCGUCGGUACCCAUUGCAACACAAUCUCCAAAUCCAGCUAGUCCUAAUAACCCGACAUCAAAUUUAUCGUUACCGUCACCUCGAACAUCAGGGCCAUUAGGAAUAACGGCAAACUCACCAAAUAUGGACGUGCAUGCGCCAACUAUGCCAACAACACUGGCAGUAACGGCAACAACACCAACAGUCAGUACAGCAAUAUCAAAUGCAAACGGUCAAAGUAAGAAUAAUUUCCCAUCUGAAGGUUCUCCAACAAGCAGCGGCACUAAUAGCAGUACUACAAAUACAAUUGCGAAUAGAAAUCGUAAUAAUCAAAUGAGCCAAUUCAAUAGUAAUCCCAGUACUCCAUUAUCACACUUAUCACCUAAAGAUCUUGAUUCGUUUCAUACAAAUGUACAAGCAGGUGAUUUAAAAAAUGCGCGCCCUAGUCCACAAAGGUCACGGACUCCUUUGAUAGGAUCAAAUAAUGGUAAUAUUGCUGAUGCUGGAAAUAUCGACGCGCGUUUCCUUUCAGCCAGCCCAGGCUUAAAUUUUCCGCAACCUAUGCCCACGGCGACAAGCUCUAAUAGUGGUGUCAACAGCUAUAAAGGACCAGGCCAAAUUGAACGCCAAAAUUCAGCUCCAGUUCCUUCACAGUUCAGUCGUCGCGCUGACAAUCUCCCUUUAAAUCCUAAUAGUAACCGGCCAACGCAGAAUAAAUUAAAUCAUUCUUUUGAUCCAAUAUCGUCAUUAGCUCAGAUGUCUCAGCAGCUUACAAGUUGCGUGUCACUUAAUGCGGGAAAUGGCGGAGGAGUCGGAAAUAUGGGCGUCAUUGCAGUGAAUGAUGUAAACGUUCCGAAUAAUGUAAACCAAAAUUUAGAAACCAUGAUAGCUUCAAUCGAUACGGGAUUAGAUCACUGUAAUGCUGGCUCAUCCGGCAAUAUGGGAAUGCCCCCCCAUAUAAGUGGUGCCGUACCGUUUAUCUCUAAUAACUGUCAUAUUAAUUCUAUGCUGGGUUCAAUGGGACAACGUUUACUUAAUCCAAAAAUGUGCGGAAGUUUUAAUCCAGCUAACGGUGGAAUAGGACGAGACGGACCAAGUGGAUUGCAUGGAGUAAUGCCCAAUCAUCGAAUGAUGAGUCGCAUGCCCAUGAAUUUUAGUAAUUUUAAUGUUUCAUCCAAUAUACAAGUUAAGGCCAGUACACCGAAUACCAUACAGUAUAUGCCAAUACGCGCUCAAAACAAUAACAACAAUAAUAUACGUGUUCCACCGAGUCUGGAAUUCUUGCGUUAUGCAAACCCACAAAUGGCCGGUGCUGGUAACAUCAUGGAUAAUGGCCACAUAGGUCAAGGAAAUGCGGGUCCAUCAUCCGAACAAAGUAAAAUAAAUAAUUGCAACAAUGGACCAACAGGUGUGGGAAAUACGAGUAUGAACUUUUUCGGAAAUUGCAUGGAACAAGAAGACAUGUCUGGGGGAAAUAUUAUAUCAAGUCAUGAAAUGAACAUGGGCCCUCAUUCUUCAAUGAUACGUGGCAUGCGACCUAUCAGACAACAUAUGGGGCAUUCAGGAAAUCAAAUUAUACCUGCUCCCCGCAUGCAAGCAUCAGGUGUUCCCAUAAUGCCUGGACAUUUUCCAAAUGGCCCACAAGAUCCUAUGGAAUGCGUAGACAAUUCUAUGUUCAUCGGAAAUAAUGCUAAUGGUAAUGGACCGGUACAAGGGUCUACACCGGGCGUUAGCGGAGCUUCAGGACAAGGUCCGAUGUAUCCAGGUGGAACCAGUCAACAAAAAUCAGGAAAACUAAUGAGUGCAAGCAUUAUAUGUCAAAAUAUGAAUAUUUCAAAUAUAGGAAAUAAUGGACAAAUCUCUGGAAGUGCUAAUUUACUGCCGAAUGAACAUAAUUCAUCCAUGCAAUCUGCAGUAAAUGGACCAAUUAUGAUGGGUAAUAAUAGUAACAUGCUCUCGAAUGCAAUUCAAGUGGGCAACAGUACGCCUCCAGUUGGAUGCGCUACCAAUGGGGGAAAUGUUUCAGUUGAUGUAGGUAACGUUGGGUACAAACCAUUUGUUGGUCCAGCUUCGAAUGAUCUUAAGUAUGCGCAGCAGUACCAUAGUUUUCAGCAGCAAUUGUAUGCCACAUCCACGAGGAGUCAACAAAAUACUGGCAAUACUAAUAUUGGAAGCAAUGUAUCGGCUAAUCCUUCUUAUUUUGUAAAUAAGUAAAUUCUAAAAUUAUAAGUACAAGCUAAGUUAUCCAUUUGUAAUAAAUCUUGCUCCGUUCGUCUCGUUAAAAUCAA
Molecule: messenger RNA, 6596 nt
Organism: Bactrocera dorsalis (oriental fruit fly)
Lineage: Eukaryota; Metazoa; Arthropoda; Insecta; Diptera; Tephritidae
Gene: lgs
Product: protein BCL9 homolog
Exons: 7
Coding region: 1435-6522 (1695 amino acids)
Source: RefSeq, a predicted model, not a curated record